AUGAAAAGUACCUCCUCCCACUACAAGUUUGAUAGAGAUGAUCCGAUCACCCACCUUCUUGACAUCCACUACGUCUUUCUUCCACUGCUUAUCCACGAUAAUACGUACUCAAUUUCUAUUCUUCACAUUUCCUGUAUAUCAAAGUUUGAAUAUGGACGUAUCCAACUCUCUAGCCUUUGCGCCGACCCAUUUGUUUCUUGUAGCUUUGGUAGAUCUGGGGAAGUUGACAUUGCCGUAAAAUUGUUUGAAGAACUAGAGAGUAGCAAUUGUAAGCCCGAUGUUGUUACCUAUAACUCUCUGAUCAAUUGCCUUGGAAAGAAUGGGGAUGUUGAUGAAGCUCACAUGAGGUUUAGAGAAAUGCAAGAGAAAGGAUUGAAUCCAGAUGUUGUAACUUAUAGUACACUGAUUGAAUGUUUUGGCAAGACGGAUAAAGUUGACAUGGCGUGUAAAUUGUUUGAUGAGAUGCUUGCAGUGGGAUGCUAUCCUAACUUGGUCACGUAUAAUAUUUUACUCGAUUGUCUUGAAAGGUGCGGGAGAACUGCUGAGGCAGUGGACCUUUAUGCAAAACUUAAGCAGCAAGGAUUGACACCGGAUUCAAUCACAUAUGCGGUGCUUGAACGGUUGCAAAGCGGCGGGCAUAACAAGUUGAGAUUUCGCAGGCAGAACCCGAUUACAGGAUGGGUUGUCAGCCCUUUAAGAUGA
This is a messenger RNA of Arachis ipaensis, 702 nucleotides long. RefSeq lists its product as uncharacterized. Gene Ontology annotation, molecular function: protein binding. The record is from RefSeq and is a predicted model, not a curated record. Lineage: Eukaryota; Viridiplantae; Streptophyta; Magnoliopsida; Fabales; Fabaceae.